Messenger RNA from Camelina sativa (false flax), 2917 nucleotides. Its product is annotated as ABC transporter G family member 14. Gene Ontology annotation, molecular function: ATP hydrolysis activity; ATP binding; ABC-type transporter activity. Gene Ontology annotation, biological process: transmembrane transport. The record is from RefSeq and is a predicted model, not a curated record. Gene Ontology annotation, cellular component: plasma membrane. NCBI's taxonomy places the organism in Eukaryota, Viridiplantae, Streptophyta, Magnoliopsida, Brassicales, Brassicaceae.
UACCUAACAACAGCUGAUGAAUUAACAAUAGAAACAACUUUGUUCUAAAGCGACAGUUCAAAUAUUAGAAUCCACAGGAGUCAAGACUCAAGAGAGUACCUCCUUUAUUUAAUCUAUUUGGAAUUAGAGGUAAGAUUCUGAUAAUUGGAACAAAGGAAGAGAUAGGUAUAAAUAUUUGGUAAAGGAGUUAGCUUUAGAAUAAAUUAACCAAAAGGGAGGUGAGAGAUAGAGAGAGAGAGCAAGAGAGAGAGAGAAGGUGGGAACCCACCAUAUAGACGAUUGAUCGGCCAACAUCGUAAAGAAAGCCUUUUUUUAUCUGUCUCUCUCUCUUCCCCUUUCUGUUCUUGCAAUACAGAGGAGUAAUUCUAAGUGUGUGAGGGUGCUUUCCCAUACUACUAUAUAUACAUGUGCUCACAUGGUUUCCCUUUGAGGGAGAUCAAGAAGAAAGUAACCAAAACUCACUUGCUUUUAAGCUUUCUUACCUUUGUUUGUUUACUCUAACACCAUUAGGACCAUUAAGAGCUUUCCUUAAGAGCCUCACGACGGCUGCAACAGUUACAACUACGAGGACGAGUAGAGAAACUGGUUUAGGAGUCAUCAUGCCUCAGAACUGCAUAGCACCAAGGCCUGAAGAAGAUGGUGGAGGCAUGGUACAAGGUUUGCCAGACAUGUCAGAAACGCAGAGCAAAUCUGUACUAGCCUUCCCCAUGGUCACUUCACAACCUGGUCUCCAGAUGUCCAUGUACCCCAUAACUCUCAAGUUUGAGGAGGUUGUGUACAAGGUUAAGAUAGAGCAGACAAGUAGUCAGUGCUUGGGAUCAUGGAAAAGCAAAGAGAAGACGAUUCUGAAUGGGAUAACAGGAAUGGUUUGUCCAGGAGAGAUUCUAGCCAUGUUAGGUCCCUCAGGCAGUGGCAAAACCACUCUUCUCUCAGCUCUCGGGGGCCGCCUCUCCAAAACUUUCUCAGGUAAAGUCAUGUACAACGGUCAGCCUUUCUCCGGCUGCAUCAAACGCAGAACAGGGUUUGUUGCUCAGGAUGACGUCCUGUACCCUCACCUCACGGUUUGGGAGACUCUCUUCUUUACUGCACUUCUACGGCUACCAAGUAGCUUGACCAGAGACGAGAAGGCUGAGCAUGUGGACCGAGUUAUCGCUGAACUCGGAUUAAAUCGGUGUACAAACAGCAUGAUAGGAGGACCACUGUUCAGAGGAAUAUCAGGAGGUGAGAAAAAAAGGGUUAGCAUUGGUCAAGAAAUGCUGAUCAAUCCUAGCUUGCUCCUUCUUGAUGAACCAACUUCAGGUCUUGAUUCGACCACUGCUCACCGCAUUAUAACCACAAUCAAACGGCUGGCUUCUGGAGGAAGAACAGUCGUCACCACUAUUCAUCAGCCAUCAAGCCGUAUAUACCAUAUGUUUGACAAGGUGGUUUUGCUCUCUGAAGGAAGUCCCAUCUACUAUGGCUCUGCAUCUUCUGCUAUGGAAUAUUUCAGUUCUCUUGGAUUCUCCACUUCCAUGACAGUUAACCCAGCUGACCUUUUACUUGACCUUGCAAACGGAAUUCCACCUGAUUCUCAGAAGGAGACCACGGAACAAGAACAGAAGACAGUAAAAGAAACCCUUGUUUCAGCUUAUGAGAAGAACAUUUCUGCUAAACUGAAAGCUGAACUCUGCAAUGCGGAAUCUCAUAGCUAUGAGUACACCAAAGCUGCUGCCAAAAAUCUCAAGUCAGAACAAUGGUGCACAACUUGGUGGUACCAGUUCACUGUAUUGCUCCAAAGAGGAGUCAGAGAGAGGAGAUUCGAAUCUUUCAACAAGCUCAGGAUAUUCCAAGUCAUCAGUGUAGCUUUUCUUGGUGGUCUUCUAUGGUGGCAUACUCCAAAAUCUCACAUCCAAGAUAGAACUGCCUUGCUCUUCUUCUUCUCAGUCUUUUGGGGCUUCUACCCGCUAUACAACGCGGUUUUCACAUUUCCUCAAGAGAAAAGAAUGCUAAUCAAGGAACGUUCUUCAGGAAUGUACCGUCUCUCCUCCUAUUUUAUGGCUAGAAACGUUGGGGACCUGCCCUUGGAACUUGCCCUUCCAACUGCUUUUGUGUUCAUAAUUUACUGGAUGGGUGGACUUAAACCAGACCCAACAACGUUUAUCCUCUCACUACUGGUUGUUCUCUACUCCGUCCUUGUCGCUCAAGGUCUUGGCUUAGCCUUUGGUGCUCUGCUUAUGAACAUCAAGCAAGCCACAACGUUAGCAUCUGUUACUACACUCGUGUUUCUCAUAGCUGGAGGGUAUUACGUGCAGCAAAUCCCUCCUUUCAUCGUAUGGCUCAAGUACCUAAGCUAUAGCUACUACUGCUACAAGCUGCUUUUGGGUAUUCAAUACACUGAUGACGACUACUAUGAGUGUUCAAAGGGAGUCUGGUGCAGAGUUGGAGAUUUCCCAGCAAUCAAGUCAAUGGGACUGAACAAUUUGUGGAUCGACGUGUUUGUUAUGGGAGUGAUGUUGGUUGGUUAUCGACUCAUAGCCUACAUGGCACUGCAUCGAGUGAAGUUGAGGUAACAACAAGGUAAACACCAAGAAGCUCCAAAGAAAUUUUCCACCACUGCAGCAACCAAUGGAAUAAUAUUAGUAUUAGAAAAGAUAAAAAAAACGUCGUCGAAUUUUGGUCGAUUUUACUUACGUAUCCGAGAUAUAUAUAUCCGACGACUUUGUUUUUUAUAUUUUAGGCUUAGAUGAUGAUAAUAUUCCUAAGUUUGAGAAUAAAACAGUGAGAUAAUGUAUAAGAUAAGAAAGGGAAGCCAAGUAUAUACUAAGUUCCCAUUUGCAAAACAGUGUGACGAAAGUGACUGAACUUCCCGGUCCACUCUUACCAUGGAGAUGAUUGUUGUAUCUUUUGUGGGGUUCCUUAAAAGAAAAGGUCUACUCUA